Anopheles nili is the source of this 1781-nucleotide messenger RNA. RefSeq names its product ammonium transporter Rh type A (gene Rh50). The coding region runs from base 1 to 1410 and encodes 469 amino acids. Gene Ontology annotation, cellular component: plasma membrane. Gene Ontology annotation, molecular function: ammonium channel activity. Gene Ontology annotation, biological process: ammonium transmembrane transport; ammonium homeostasis. The record is from RefSeq and is a predicted model, not a curated record. The transcript has 5 exons. NCBI's taxonomy places the organism in Eukaryota, Metazoa, Arthropoda, Insecta, Diptera, Culicidae.
AUGCACACACCAGGAUCUUCGACGGCCGGUUAUACGCUGCUGCUAAUCGUGCAGGUCGUGUUCAUCAUCGUGUUUGGGUUUUGCACCGACUAUGCUAAGGACCUGCUGCCGGUAAAGAAUGAAACAGCCAAAGCCAUCGAACCGCACCAGGAGAGUAAUCUCCGCAAGUACCCACAUUUCCAAGACAUCCACGUGAUGAUCUUUGCCGGCUUCGCUUUUCUCAUGACGUUCCUGAAGCGAUACGGGUUCAGCGCGUCCGGAUUGAACCUGCUCGUAGCCUCACUCGUCGUCCAGUGGGCCAUCAUCAUGCGCGGUUGCUACGAGAUGGAGGACGGCAUCAUACCGAUCUCGCUGCAAAACCUCAUCGGAGCUGACAUUGCGGCCGCAGCCGUACUCAUCAGCAUGGGUGCUUUGCUUGGACGUACCACUCCAAUCCAGCUGCUUGUCAUGGGCAUCGUCGAGAUCGCGAUCUUCGCCGGUAACGAGUACCUGCAGCUAGAGCUGGUUAAGGCUGCCGACGUUGGUGGUUCCAUUACGGUGCACGCCUUCGGUGCCUAUUUUGGGCUGGCCGUGAGCUUUAUGCUUCGUCCAAAGAAGGAACUAGCUAAGGCGGGCCCACUCGAAGGAUCAUCCUACUCAUCGGACAUCAGCGCGAUGAUCGGCACGAUCUUCUUGUGGAUCUUCUGGCCCAGCUUCAACUCGGCACUGGUUGAUGGAGCUGACCAGGAGCGAGCCAUCAUCAACACGUACCUGUCGUUGGCCGGUGCGACCGUGGCCACUUUCGUCCUGUCGGCGUUGGUGUCCCACGAACACAAGCUUGACAUGGUGCACGUCCAGAACUCGACGCUUGCCGGUGGUGUUGCCGUCGGCUCGAUCUGUAACCUGCUCAUCCAUCCGUUCGGAGCGCUAAUCGUCGGUGUUAUCGCAGGUGUCAUCUCGGUUCUCGGUUAUCGCUUCCUUACGCCUGCCAUACUGUCUAACCUGCGCAUUGCGGAUACGUGCGGCGUGCACAACCUUCACGGUAUGCCCGCCGUCCUGUCGGCCAUCUUCUCCGCGAUCUACGCUACGUUCGCGAGCCCCGAAACCUAUGGCAGCUCGCUGGCGACGAUUUUCCCCGCAAUGGAAAGCCACACCGUGACCAACUCGACGGAAAUGAACGAACCGCUGGAAUACGUCAUCGGGGGAUAUGGUCGAUCCGGUGCCAAACAGGGUGCCUUCCAGCUGAUGGCCAUCGGACUUACGAUGCUGAUCGCGAUCGCUGGCGGUCUACUAACGGGAUUGAUACUGAAAUCACCCUCAGUUCGUCAGUUGGAAGAACAUGAGCUGCACAAGGACGAUGCGUUCUGGGAAACGCCCUCAGAGGAACCGACCACGGCCAGCAGCGCUUCAAACGAAACCUCGCAGCAGUAGCUGUCACGGAGCUGGAGUGAUCUGGGGCAAGCAGUAUUAACAUUUUGAGUGCGAGAAUCGUUCGAAUAAAAGCACCCGAAACCCCAAAGGCAAACGAAAACUGAAAGUGUUAGCGAUGUAAAUAUACUGUAAUAUCGUUGAGCAGUUCAUUUUUCUUUUCCAUCAAUGAUCAAUGGUACACUUUGGAAAACCUCUCGCAAGCCCAUGUACGUUUGAGGAGGCAUUUACAUGUUUAGAUCGAGACUACAUAGUCUCUUAGAUGUGUGGUAUGGAUAAACGUGAUCUUUAUUUACGAUCAUUUUCACUGGUAGCUUUCAGAAGAGUGUUUAAUAAAAGCUAAACCUUCUGCAGACUUUUCUGUAUCGAUGUUA